Neospora caninum is the source of this 4296-nucleotide messenger RNA. RefSeq lists its product as hypothetical. The coding region runs from base 1 to 4296 and encodes 1431 amino acids. The record is from RefSeq and is a predicted model, not a curated record. Lineage: Eukaryota; Apicomplexa; Conoidasida; Eucoccidiorida; Sarcocystidae. The transcript has a single exon.
AUGCCGCAGGGGCCCGAACCAGAGGCCGUCUCGGUACAGGAGAGGCGAGAGCGAGGUGGGGAGGACGGACAGCCAGUUUUCCUGUUUCCAGAGCGUUCUUCGCUGGACCUUAAUUUUGGUGUGGGAGAGCCUAGGGGAACUUUGCAGUUUGCACGCGUCGGGGAACUCAGUGGGUGCCAGGGAACGGGUGACAUCUCGUGUGCAUCGACGGUCUUGGAUGUGCAAGGCUCCUUGGCGAAUAGUGUUGGUAGCGAGCCUGAAAAUUCGAUCUUUUUCUUGAAAGAUCCGUCUGCUCUGUCUUCUCGGGUGUCGAACACUCCCUUUUUCCCCGGCACGUCGGCUUCCGUUUCAUCUUCUGAAGCAGCCUUAGCUGCGACUGAUCUGCAUUCUAAAACGGGCGGGCGCGCUGGGUGUGGACCGUUCGGCACUGGCGUGUCGUCGCUCGCAGCAACUUCGUCCAACCAGGGGAUUUUUCAACGGCCGAUUAAUCCCGCCGCUUUUUCCAUUCAUUCCUCGCCUCCGUGCGCGGCAUCUGCCCGACGCCUCGGCUCCGACGGGCGAGAACGCCUGCUUGCGCUUCUCAGGGACCGGUGCGGGGCUGACGCGCCUACCAGUGACGCGCGCUUUUCUGCGUGCGCGGACCGCUCUACGGUUUCGCAUCUCCCGAACACCGCCACUCAGUUGUGGAUGAUCGCCAGGCUCUCGGACUGCGAAGGGGCGCCGCAGCUGCAUCCGAGUGGAUCUGGGAGUGGAGAGAGUGUGAACAACAGAGGGAGUGACCGCCCAGCUGAAGACGGCAGCGUAGGACGUCGAAACAUGGAUUCCAUGAAAAAGGCCGAAGUGACGUCGGAGCGAGAGGCGAGUGCAGGUGGUCCUUUGGAAACGCGAAGCGACCAAGACGCCGCCCCAACCGCGGCGCAAACUCCGCAGCUGGACACCGUUCUAAAUCGAGAGUGCCGCCCCUACCCUGCUAACCAGCCGCACAUGGCAAUGGGUCACAGCGCCUCCGGUUCGGUUGUCUCGCGAACUCCAGGGAGCGUUGAACGGCCUGCCGAGGACGGGCCGAGUCCGUGGUGGCCGGACACCUGCCAGGGCACUGCGUCUGCGUCCAGCCCCCACACAUCCCCGCAUGCGCCGCUCUCUCACCCGGCACCUGAAGGUUCUCUCGGCUGCGCGCCGCAAAUGCCUUUACCGGAACCGCGUGCGCCUGAGAUUCUCGGCGACGUCGCGUACGGGUCUCCGCCGGCGCCUCUGGUCACGUCUCCACGUCUGCCGCCGUCGGGCCGCUUCAGCUACUCUCCGGGCCAGCCUGGGGCCCAGGUUCCCCUCGACGCGCAGUGGUGGGUAGAGGGAGGCGAGCGAAGCCCCCACGGUGCCCAUCCAAGCCUCGGUUUCGUGUGCCGGGGCGCUGCGGCGGAGGGCGUCGGCAACGAGUCCCCGGGGUUCCGAGCGCAUCGAACCCCGGAAGUCGGAGCGGUCGACUCGAAAGGCCAAGUGGAAAUGAACAGUGGAUCGCCAGCCUCUGUCAUGCUCUCGCCUGCAGCUGGACCCGCCGGAGCCGGCUCUGGAGACUCCGCGCUGCCCGCGUUCGGAGGCUCUGCGACUUUGCCUACGAACUACGGCGGCGCCAUGCACCACCAGAGCUCGCUCCCAGGCAUGCUGAUCCAUACACCGCCACCCAGCCACGUGGGAUAUUCGAGUCCUGCCGCGUCGCGCGUGCCCGGUGACCCACACCAGCCGGUGCUUCAGCUUCCGGAGGCCAUGGUCGGGGGACCAGGUGGGAGCCUUCCAGGACACAGUGGAGGUUUGUCGCCCGUGGCGUGUCCUGCCCCAGGGGCGUUUCUUCAGAGCCCGCCGAUGGGUCCACAACACGUGGCCGGCGGCAUGAUGCCUGCGGGAAUGCCUUCGCCGUACUGCAUGUCUGCGGGCGGUCGGCCUUCCUCGCCGCUCCCCAGCAUGGUGGUGAUGGGUUCCGUAGUGGGCCAGCAAGGGAUUCAAACAGGCCUCGGCGGCAGGGUGGGGAAGCCGUCGAGUCUGGGCCCUCCAGGUAUGGGUGUGACCCCGUCCAGUGUCGAGGACGGCGCCGGAAGCGCGGCCGCAAAAAGCUCCCUUCGUCGCAAUCGGAAGAAACCGUCGCCUAGACCCGUGGACGGAGCGUUCGCGAGCCCCACGUCGGCGCCAGGAGGCAGCGUGGCCGGCGGGAACCUUCCUUUGCCGGCUCGGCCUCCCGCGCCUCAGUCGAAACGAAGUCGCAAGCGCGCGAGCGCUGCAAACACGGAGGGAGGGAACGACCCGGCGCCGCCUCGUCAGCCGCGUCCGUGGCAACAUACAGCCCGGUGCAAGAAGAGUGGGCGGUUUUGCACGCGAGAGGAGGCCGCGCAGGCGGCGGCAGAGGCAGCGGCGGCUGCAGAGGGGGCUGACGCGGGAGAGAAGAGCGCGGAGGCGGCGGCGAAGGAGUCCGAGAACGCGCAGUCUGCACAACCGAGCGAUGCCACAGGCACGGGGAAGUGGAGCGGCGCUUCAGGAAACAGCCCGCCGACUUCUGGGACCGGAGUGGAAGGGACGAAGGAAAACGUCAACCGCGUCACGGGAGACGAAGCUGGAGGUCUGGGAAGAGCGACGGCGGAUGCAUCCCAGUCCCCGAAGGAGCCUGGAAUGUCGCCCCAGGCCGGCGGUGGCCGUCGCGUUACGGGAGGCAAGUCGCGGGCUCCCAGUGGAGGCGGAGCCGGUGCCGGAAACGAGGGCUCGGAUUCACGAGAAGGGACAAAGACGCCGGGGAACGAGGCCUCGGCGGACGCCCUCACGGGGCUUGGGUCUGGCGCGAAGGAGGAACCCGAGACCGCCAAGACAAGCACGCCUCGGAAACGCCGCCGCGUCAAGAAGGAUGCGGAGGCUAAAAAGGAGGCCAAGGGCGUCUCCGCGGAGGGGGCUGCGGGAAGUGCGGCAGAGGCCCCGCGGUCACCAGUGCAGGCAGCAGAGACCGCGCAGCCGUUCUCAGGGUGUGCUAUGAAGCCAGGAGACUCGGAGCAGUUCGGAGUCGCCCCUGUGCUGUCUAGCGAGGGCGUUUAUGCACCGCAAGGAAUGCCGUGGGGCAUGCAGCAAGCACCGUACCCGGUGGCCCCCGCGCGAGGCGCUCCGGGCGCGUGCCUUCCUUAUGCCUCGCCGAGCCACGGGACGAGCUCUUCGGUACGCUACGGCAUUUCCGUCGCGGGGCGCCCACCGUACUCCCACCCGUACAUGUCGAGUGUGUAUCCUGGGCCACGGGAAAGGCCUGCAGAUCUGCAAGUUGAACUCGAGCCUGCGACCCUGUCUCCGGCGACUGGGGCCGCACCUUGUCAGGCGCCGCUGAGCCCAGGCUACGGAAGCAUGCCGUACGGCCUGGACCAUACAGGACAGCCGCUGGCUGCGGGCCAGAUGAGGCCGACAGCGCCUGCGAACGGAUCAGGCGCCGCGCCGCCAGGCUCGCCCACUGCGUGGCCGGCGCAGCAGACUUACGGGGGUUCGCCUGCGUGCGCAGGGCUGCCGCAGUCGAGGCAAAUGGGAGAGUGCGGAGUGGGGGAAAAUGGAGGCGCGUACGUGGGUCAGGCUGUGUCGCCGCACUCGCAGGGAAUGCCGAUGGCUGGAGGCUUUGAGCUGCCGUAUCCACAGAUGGGAGCCUCGUGGGGAUCCGCAGGAGACGUUCCGAGCCAGAUGUACCCGCCGGCAAACAGCAGACCCGAAGAAGAGGCCAGCGCGAGACAGGGUCAGCAUAUGGGCCACUCCGAGUUCUCGCCUGUGAAACCGGAGAUAUGCUCGCCGGUGUAUCCGCCGCCGGCGCAGAUGCAGGACUGGCGCGCGUUCCAAGGAGACGUGUUGGGGAGUCAGCCCAGCCACCACGGCGCGACUGCUUUGGUCCCUUCCGCGCCGGAUCUCUCCGCAGCUUCUCCGGGUGGAGACGGCCGAGAGUGUCUCCUGAUGCCAGGCAGCAGGGUAGCCCCGGGGGGGGCGCCUUCCGCGAGUCACCUGCAAAGUCGGCAUCUGGGCGAAGAGCACGCGGAGAACGCUGGCCACGCACCAGGGACGACACGGUGGCUACUCCCGGCCGGAGGUUGCGAGGAACCCGGCGACAGUGCGCGGGGCGCGGAGUCCACAUCGUCCACGGCGGAGGCGGGAUCGGCCGCGAGAGCCGUCAUCAUGGGUCUCGGCACCGACGACGGGGAAGACCCAGCGACGGAACACCAGGACGAAGACGCAGGCUUGUUCCAGAGGGGUGUUUCCUUGUCCCCGCUCCUCUGCGGCUACCAUCCACUCCUGUAG